Molecule: messenger RNA, 2156 nt
Organism: Trematosphaeria pertusa
Lineage: Eukaryota; Fungi; Ascomycota; Dothideomycetes; Pleosporales; Trematosphaeriaceae
Product: amine oxidase
Exons: 6
Coding region: 463-2115 (550 amino acids)
Molecular function (GO): oxidoreductase activity
Source: RefSeq, a predicted model, not a curated record
UUUUGAGGUCAAAAUCAUGCGCAGGCGCGCCCAUGAUCGGAUGAGUGCUCGGAUGAGUGAUCGGAUGAGCGCUAUGUCACAAUCACGGCGGGCCUCACAUGGAUUGGGCCGCUUCUAUCACACCUGGCAUGAAGGUUACGACACGCGUCCAUAUCACCAAUCAGCUAAAGCGGUAGGACGAGUGCUACGUCCACCAUGCCGAGAUAUCAAGCACCGCGCAGGCACAAUUACGGGCAUCACAUCAUUGAUCUGCCUUAUUUUCUCGUCCACCUGGACAAGAACAUUCGCCACGGGAAGUAUGGGGGUCACGGGUCGGACGCUAUCGUCCCUUCCGCAAUCGAUAUUGGCAAGCCGCCGCAUUGGUUCUGGUGUGCGUUAAGAAGAACCUGUUUGCCCCUGCCCUGAAUGUUCGCCAUAUCCCGUCUCUGUAUCCAUUCACGACCAGCACGCUAGAGAUCCGCCAUGCAUUCUACGCGGCUCUUCUUCUCAGGCGCUAUUCUUCUGUAUCUCUAUUCAGUCCAUUGCACGCCCCUCGGACACCCAGUGCACAAUGAUGUAGGAAGCUGCCGAAAGACCAAGGUCGCUGUGCUUGGAGCGGGCAUGGCCGGAAUCACGGCUGCGAAAACCCUGAGCGAUAGGGGCAUCAGGGACUUCAUCAUCGUCGAGCGCAACGAUCGUAUCGGCGGUCGCGUCUGGUCCGUUCCGUUCGGCCAUAGAGGGGGGCAAGCAGGAGGAGUCCCGUAUGUAGUCGAGCUAGGCGCCAAUUGGGUCCACGGGACGAAGAAUGAUAAUCGGCCCGAAAACCCAAUCUUCUCGCUGGCUGAGAAACACGACCUCGCAUCCCAUCUUUCGAACUACUCCAACGCCUUGGUCUUUGAUAGCUCCGGCGCAGUGGAUCCAGAUACAGUGGUGAAUCUAACCUCUGAAUUUGAGUUAGCCUUUAGCGAGACGAAAAAAGACGCUGACGUUAUGCUAUUGAACGGUCUCCCAGACCGAAGUCUGCGCAACGGCCUUCUUGAACAACAUUGGGAUCCUCAAGGUGACCCUCUCAAGCUUGUUAUGGAAUGGUAUGCCGUCGACUUUGAAUUGGCGCAAACAGCUGAUGUUUCAUCCCAACUCUUCAGUACUGUUGCAUCAAUGUCAACGCAUGCCUAUUUCUCGGAAGACAAUCUCCUUGUGAAUGAUCCAAGGGGCUACGAAACCAUUAUUCACGAAGAGGCAAAGGAGAUCUUGGGUGAGGACCUAGAUGACAGCCGGCUGCUUCUCAAACACAGGGUCUCCCAUAUCGAUAACACCGACAAUUCAAAAAUUAUCGUGUGGACCGACAGAUCUGGCGCUGGAGGCUGUAUCGAGGCCGAAUACGCCAUAAUGACCUUUAGUCUCGGCGUCCUUAAACAGCCCGACGCUGUCCAAUUCUACCCGAAACUCCCGACUUGGAAGAAAAGAGCGAUCAACAAGAUGCAGAUGGGCACCUACACCAAGAUCUUCAUGCAAUUCCCACCCGACGAUGUUUUCUGGGACAAGUCUGUCCAGUUCCACGUUCAUGCUUCGGAGAAGAAAGGCUACUAUCCGGUGUUUCAAAACCUUGAUCACAAGGACUUCUAUCCCGGCAGUGGCAUUCUCUUCGCAACUGUCGUUGGUGAUCAGGCACUCCGGGUCGAACGGCAGGCCGAUGAGGAGACGAAAGAGCAGCUCAUGCAAGUUUUACGGGAAAUGUUCCCAGAAAAGAACAUACCGAAGCCGCUGGACUUUUACUAUCCCCGUUGGAGCACCACUGACUGGGCUUAUGGCUCAUACUCCAAUGUCCCACCCGGCAUGACGCUUGAAAUGCGGGAGAACCUGCGCGCUAAUGUUGGUCGCCUUUGGUUUGCUGGCGAGCAUACGAGCAUCAACUGGUUUGGCUUCCUCCAGGGCGCGUAUUUUGAGGGCCAGAAGAUCGGCGAGAGACUUGCUGCUAGGUUGAACGGCGAUACGAUCGGCGGGGAGGAAUUGAAGUACUAUGCGGUACCGAACAAGACGACGGACCCUAGCGAGUGGAACGACGAGAAUGGUGUUGAGGAGGGUACUCUGAAGACACUGGCCCUGUUCAUGAGUGAAGAAGGGGCUGAGGCUUGAAGUGUCCAAGUUCAAUUCAUGUAGGGAGGAUAUCAUCGAAG